UUGCACUAAGAAGUUGAAUUGCUUUAUUUAGUUUGCUCUGAGCACAGAGGGCUGUCUCUUACAGUAGUCCACGGCAAAUCAUGUGGCUGAGAGGCUGUUUCAUGUGUCUGUUGAGCUGGAUGGAACCCGAAGGUCACAUGAUUCCAUGACACAUGUGUGUGUAUAUAUGUGAGGUGCCUGGGGACUCUGCUCAGACUGCUGAACUUCCCUCUUCAGAGCCACUCAUCAUUUCAGAGAAGUCACCUGCCACCAUGAUGCCUGGGGGCUUAUCUGACACCAAGCCAGCUACUCCAGAAGUUCAGCAGCUUGUUAACCAGGUGAAGCCACAGUUUGAAAGCCGGGCAAACGUGAACUGUGUUGUCUUUACAGCCAUAGUAUAUAAGACUCAAGUGGUUGCAGGAACAAUGUACUUCAUUAAGGUCCAAGUUUCUGAUGCUGAUUAUGUCCACUUAAAGGUGUUUCAGAGUCUUCCCUAUGAGAACCAAGGUCCCAGCCUUGAAAAUUUUCAGACUGGCAAAACCAGAGAUGACCCUCUGACCUACUUCUAAGACAUGAUGAUGUACAGUGCCUCACUCUGCAAAUCCUAUGGGGGCUCUGCCCUCUACAGUAAAUAAAAUAAGUUUGGAAAGC
Oenanthe melanoleuca is the source of this 630-nucleotide messenger RNA. RefSeq names its product cystatin-A-like. Lineage: Eukaryota; Metazoa; Chordata; Aves; Passeriformes; Muscicapidae. The coding region runs from base 153 to 548 and encodes 131 amino acids. Gene Ontology annotation, cellular component: cytosol. Gene Ontology annotation, molecular function: cysteine-type endopeptidase inhibitor activity. The transcript is spliced from 4 exons. The record is from RefSeq and is a predicted model, not a curated record.